AUGGUGAUGAUGUUUGCCUAUUGUCAUCCGGCCAGCGCUGACUGCAGUGGUGCUCAUUGCGCGGCGAUGGAUGCAAAGGCCGAUGACUACCAAAUGCUGCUGCAGCAAACCAGCAAGCCAAGCGCAAGGCAGACUGCGCAUGCGGCCCUGGUCCACCACAGCACGGGAUCGGCCGCUGCCUCUGGAGAGCGAGCGGCCCACCUGCUGGCAACAAACUCCAGCAAGGAGAAGGCGUGCUCGAAGGUGACAGGCUCCUUCUGCCUCACCGGUAUCUGCAAUGAUGCCCUCAGCGCGGAGUGCGAUUCGACCAUGGGGUCCCUCACAGCAGGGCAAUGUGUGUGCCCACAGUUCACGUGCUUUUCUGAAGGCAAGUGCCAGUGGUCGGUCGGUGAAAUCCGAGACGCUGUGGGGAGUGGAGCUACUAAUGUGGUCGACCAGGUGACCGCUGUGGCCGCAAAGGUCCCCGGGCUCGCUGACGCUGCUGGUGCCAUGGAGGGCGUAUGGAACACAGUGAGUGGAGUCUUCGGCUCCAUCUUUGGUUCCGGAGGCUGCUCCGGCUACGUUGGCCUGUGCUGGGGCCAGUGCUCAAAUCAGGCGCA
Molecule: messenger RNA, 599 nt
Organism: Symbiodinium natans
Lineage: Eukaryota; Dinophyceae; Suessiales; Symbiodiniaceae
Source: the annotation of a GenBank genome assembly